AUGAAGAAUGCCUUGAAUUGCACGCCAGCCUUCCCAAGCGACCGCUCUGAUAUGUCUCCAUCCCAAAGCAAUCAACGUGCAGGAUCAGAUGAGAGCGUUGACGCAGACGAAAGCGAUGCAGACGAGAGCGAUGCAGACGAGAGCGUCCAUAACGACUCCAACAGCCAAAGAGCCGAUAACUGA
Molecule: messenger RNA, 183 nt
Organism: Penicillium samsonianum
Lineage: Eukaryota; Fungi; Ascomycota; Eurotiomycetes; Eurotiales; Aspergillaceae
Exons: 1
Coding region: 1-183 (60 amino acids)
Source: RefSeq, a predicted model, not a curated record